AGGAAGACCAGACCCUUCUACAGGAUCACUGCUUUGACAAUCACAAUCAUCACUGCAACAGGACUGCAGCCACCAUUUAAUGGGACUGCUCCCACCACCCUGAGCAACAGGGUGCCAGGUUAUAUCCUUACUCUGUCGGUUUAAGGCAGUGUUUCUGUAUCAUUAUCUUGAUCUAAAUUUCCUUUUUAAAUUGUAAUUCUGACUUAGACUCUCCCUGUGGUUUGCCUUGAAAGCAGUACAAAACGCCAUGUACUCAUCCAUUGUUUUCCUCCCAAACCAGAAUUUCCCAUGCCAAAACCUUUUCCAGAUGGAGGAGGAGGUUGUGAGGAAGACGAAGAUGCCCUGGGACAUGCAGGCAGACAAGGAGCAGAGGAUGGAGACCAGUGAGGACAAAGCCCCAUGGCACAACCUUGUAGCAGAGGCCAUUUUGAGUGGCUCCACAGCACAGGAAUACAAUGGGGAAGAAAAGCUGCAGAGAUCCUUCAGGAGGAGGGACUCCAAACCCAGCCCAGGGUGCUCUGAAAAGGAAAGACGCACCCAGUGCCAAGAAGGUGGACAAAGCUUCAGCCAGAGCUCAGAGCUGGUGGUCCAUGAGCAGCUUCCUGACGGGGCGAAGCCCCACAAGUGCUUGGAGUGUGGGAAGAGCUUCAGGCAGAGCAGCACCCUGAUCAGCCACCAGAUGAUCCACACAGGGGAAUGGGCCUACGAGUGUGGGGAGUGUGGGAAGGGCUUCAGCUGCAGUUCAAAACUUGUCAGGCAUCAACGCAUCCACACUGGGGAGAGGCCCUACGAGUGUCUUGAGUGCCAGAAGAGGUUUCACACCAGCUCCCAUCUCCUCCAGCACCAGCGGAUUCACACAGAUGAGAGGCCCUUCUGCUGCCCUGAUUGCGGGAAGGGCUUCAAGCGCAACUCCCACCUCGUCAGGCACCAGCUCAUACACACUGGGGAGAGGCCCUACGAGUGUCCCACGUGUGGGAAGAGGUUUGCCACCAGCUCCAAUCUCCUCCUGCAUGUGCAGAUUCACACAGAUGAGAGGCCCUUCUGCUGCUCUGACUGUGGACAGAGCUUCAGCCAGGGAUCAGAGCUGGUGGUCCAUGAGCAGCUUCAUGAUGGGGAGAAGCCACACAAGUGCUUGGAGUGUGGGAAGAGCUUCAGGCAGAGCAGCACCCUGAUCCGCCACCAGAUGAUCGACACCGGGGAAUGGGCCUACGAGUGUGGGGAAUGUGGGAAGGGCUUCAGCUACAGCUCAGAACUCGUGAAGCACCAACGCAUCCACACUGAGGAGAGGCCCUAUGAGUGUCCCCAGUGUCAGAAGAGGUUUCACACCAGCUCCAAUCUCCUCCUGCAUGAGCGGAUUCACACGGAUGAGAGGCCCUUCCGCUGCCCCGACUGCGGGAAGGGCUUCAACCGCAACUCCCACCUCGUCAGGCACCAGCGUAUCCACACUGUGGAGAGGCCCUAUGAGUGCCCCAGUGUGGGAAGAGCUUCACCCAGAGCUCGCACUUGA
Molecule: messenger RNA, 1507 nt
Organism: Passer domesticus (house sparrow)
Lineage: Eukaryota; Metazoa; Chordata; Aves; Passeriformes; Passeridae
Product: zinc finger protein 551-like
Exons: 3
Coding region: 248-1507 (419 amino acids)
Source: RefSeq, a predicted model, not a curated record